Messenger RNA from Mesocricetus auratus (golden hamster), 4158 nucleotides. RefSeq names its product Cbl proto-oncogene like 1 (gene Cbll1). Gene Ontology annotation, molecular function: ubiquitin protein ligase activity. Lineage: Eukaryota; Metazoa; Chordata; Mammalia; Rodentia; Cricetidae. Gene Ontology annotation, biological process: protein ubiquitination; regulation of cell adhesion. The record is from RefSeq and is a predicted model, not a curated record.
GCCGCGCUUCCCAUCGCUGUCCCGCGGCAAUAGGUGUCCUUCCUGCCGCCGAAGGCUGCCUCCUCCAGGCAGCGCUAGCAGUCUCGGCAGGGGGCCCUUGCGCCCCCACUCUUUCUGCCUCACUUCUGGCUAUGCCUGACUCCCGCAUGAGGGUCAGGCGGCGGCGGCCAGGGAAGGAAGCCCCGGCGAGCCAGCCGAGAGCACUUCCGCCUCUGGGCUGCGGAAGGUAGAGCGCACGCGCCCGCGGCGACUCCGGAGCGACUCACUUCCGCUCCCACUGCGCCCCGCGAGCCGAAUCAUGGAUCACACUGACAAUGAGUUACAAGGCACUAACAGUUCUGGAACCUUGGGUGGUCUUGAUGUUCGCAGAAGAAUUCCUAUAAAACUCAUCUCCAAACAAGCCAACAAAGUUAAACCUGCACCUCGAACUCAAAGGACUAUUAGUAGGAUGCCUGCAAAGGCCCCACCAGGUGAUGAAGAAGGAUUUGAUUAUAAUGAAGAACAACGGUAUGACUGUAAAGGAGGCGAACACUUUGGAAAUCAGCGAAGAUUUCCAGGACACCUUUUUUGGGAUUUUAAGAUAAACAUCUUGGGUGAAAAGGAUGAUACCCCAGUUCAUUUCUGUGACAAAUGUGGAUUGCCUAUUAAAGUCUAUGGGAGAAUGAUUCCAUGCAAGCAUGUCUUUUGCUAUGACUGUGCUAUUUUACAUGAAAAAAAGGGAGAUAAGAUGUGCCCAGGCUGUAGUGACCCUGUGCAGCGGAUCGAGCAGUGUACACGAGGCUCUCUCUUCAUGUGUAGUAUUGUUCAGGGCUGCAAGCGAACAUACCUGUCUCAGAGAGACUUGCAAGCUCACAUCAACCAUCGCCAUAUGAGAGCUGGGAAGCCUGUUACCCGGGCUUCCCUUGAGAACGUCCACCCUCCUCUUGCCCCCCCGCCAGCCGACAUCCCCGACCGCUUCCUCAUGCCCCCAGACAAGCACCACGUGAGCCACCUUCCUCCCAAGCAGCACAUCCUGAUGCCGCCCCCGCCUCUGCAGCAUGUGCCGCAUGAGCACUACAGCCAGCCCCACGAGGACAUCCGCGCUCCUCCAGCAGAGUUGUCCAUGGCGCCGCCGCCGCCGCGGUCGGUCAGCCAGGAGACCUUCCGGAUCUCCACAAGAAAGCACAGCAAUUUAAUCACGGUCCCUAUUCAGGAUGACUCAAGUUCAGGUGCUAGAGAGCCACCGCCUCCUGCCCCAGCUCCUGCUCACCAUCACCCCGAGUACCAGGGCCAGCCCGUGGUCUCCCACCCUCACCAUAUCAUGCCUCCACAGCAGCACUACGCACCACCCCCGCCGCCGCCUCCACCAAUAAGCCACCCAAUGCCACACCCUCCCCAGGCUGCAGGUACUCCUCACUUGGUGUACAGCCAAGCCCCGCCUCCACCAAUGACCUCGGCUCCGCCACCAAUAACCCCUCCCCCUGGACACAUUAUUGCUCAGAUGCCACCUUAUAUGAGUCAUCCUCCUCCAGGACCCCCCCCACCGCAGCAUGGCGGGCCACCCGUAACUGCACCCCCCCCCCCUCACCACUACAACCCUAACUCUCUACCCCAGUUUACUGAAGAUCAAGGAACUCUGAGCCCUCCAUUUACACAACCAGGAGGAAUGAGUCCUGGCAUUUGGCCUGCACCACGAGGGCCGCCGCCACCUCCACGAAUGCAGGGCCCGCCUUCUCAAACCCCACUACCUGGACCACAUCACCCAGAUCAGACAAGAUACAGACCGUAUUACCAGUGAUGAUAGUGUUGGACUGAAAAUCUGACAAGGAGAAAGAUCAGAUUAGUCAGUCUUUUAACUCAGCUCUGACUGCUGGGGGAAGGAAAAAUGCCUCUCAUGAGGUGGCUAUAAAACACAGUCUUGUCCCAUAAAAUGCUUUUAUGUCUUGACCUUAGGAUGGCUUUCAUAUACUACAGCGCACAUGCGUGGCUCGGUGAGCACAACUCUAUCUUAGCAACUGUUACUUUGGUGUGGUAAAUUGACCCAGAAAUGACCAUUUGUAAGACAUUUGAAAGUUUUUCACUGUUCCGUUUUCAAAAAAACUGCUUUUAUUAAACCCAAUGUUAGUUUUUCUUGUGAUGCAUUUUGUUAACCUAUAUAAGGAUUAAAUUUCAAGGUGGUUGUAAAAAUGCUGUCUUUAUGUAAAUGUAAGUGCAGCCACGUAAAUUUUUAAAACCGUAUGUUUUACCACUAAUUUUCCAAAGCUAAAGUCCUCAAAGUAAAAAUCUACUAAGAUUGUUACCAGGCAGACUGUUAUGUGAUAGGGAAUUACUUCACAUUUUAGGCACUGAAACUUCAAGGGUAUUAAUUAUGUAGUGCACUUCACGUGGAUUCCUUCUGUCCUUGUACUGCCUCAGGAACGCCAAAGUACAUCCAAUUCCUAUAGUGGUGUAGUUGUUUGACAUGUCCCGAGACAUUCUAGUCAUCAGGAAAAUGACUGGCCUGCCAGAUUCCAAGUAAACUGCUGAUGAGAUGCUGUUCUCGUUGGUGGUUUUUCCUGAGUGGUUAAAGUUACCUAAUUCGUCACACUUAAUCUUAAGUUAUAUCACUUUAUAGGGUUGUUGGAAUGGUGUUGCUUGGAUGAAAUGUGUUCUGUGUUCACUGUUAACCUACAGAUGUAGGUCUGACUGGGCUUUAUUUAAAUCUGCAUUUCUUCAUAGUGGUUUGGUUCUGUGCUUUAUUGUGUUCUUGUUUAUGAGUUAUAAACUGCAACUUGAGUGCUGUAGAGGAAUUUGACUAAUGUAUUAACAAAGAGUGUUGUAAAACCGCAAAAUAGCAUUUACUCAGGUUUCAUUGCUGUGAUGAGUUUUUCCUUUUAAGUUGAAAAUUUUUAAACUAUCAUUUUUUUUUGUAAAGCAUUUUAACAUUGUAGCAUGGAAUCAAUAGUGAAGACAACCAGAUAAUUUUGAAUUGGACAGAAGAAAAAUAAUAAUUAGAUUGUGAAUUUCAGUGCCGUGUAAGGUGCCUUUGGAGUCAGUGUUUGCAUUAUAGGGGCUUGUUAUAGUCCAUUGAAGAUGACCACUCAGUCUAGACAGCUUUCCUAUGUAGAAGUCAACAUUCUUAGGAUAUUAUUAUAUAUAUCCUUUGACUUGACUAAACCCUUGCGAAGCUUUCCUUCCCCCCCUUAAAAUGGUGCAUAAUAUAAACAUGGUGUGUAGUAUGCAGAUACCAUUUAUUAGAUAGUUUGUAGUAUGUAAAUUUAGAACAUUGGUUUUUGACAAAGGAUAUACUGAUUGGUAGUUCACCAUUGUAUUCUGUCAGGUACAGGAGUAUUCUCAUGUUGGAUGAUCAGAUGAAAAUCAUUUCUGAACUUAACACUGAAGUAGGAAAUAAUAUAAAUGCCGUUUCAGCCUUGGCUGGCCAAAAAUAGCUAAUGCAGUUUUUCUUGAGCAAGUGGUUUCCCUCACAUAUAGCAGUUUGAGAGUCUGGUUUGCUCAUGCACUAUUUCUUGUGAGAAUUUUUUGUUAUUAGAAGCAUGGAAGUGAAAUAGUGUAACACGGUGGUGAGUGUUUCUAUCAUAUUACUGUAGGUACUUGGAUUGGUGCAAACUUGAUUCCAUUUUGUACCCGUUUAGGAGCUAUUUAAAUAUUACUGUUAAAAUCCUAAUCACUCUGUUUCAUGUAAUUAGAAAAUAGCUGGACUCAUGUGAGAACUUCUUAACUGUUCAGGAGAGUCUCUUCUGUUAAGGUUUACUGGGGUGCUGGAUGUGGUAAGAAACCACUUCACCUGUAUUUUGGACCAAAAAAAAAUCAGUAUCAUGAAAAAAAAUCCCACAUUAGGACAAUUCUUGUAGGCUUUAAACAACAGUUUCAGUUAUGUUAAUACGCAUUAAACUGGGAGCCAGGUCAGGUGAAUGUCUUGUAAUAGACAAAAUUUUAAAUGUUAGACUUUGAUUUCAUCAGCCAAUUGUUUGAAUGAAGGUGGGUGGGUAGCAGAUGCCAGGAUUGUUGUUAAGUGUUUCUGUUUUUAAGGAAAAAGUUGUGAAUCCCAGUGCAUUUCAGGGAAUGCUUUGACGCUCUCUAUGACGGACAAAGUCUAAAUGUAUGUAUGUUUCAUUAAUUGCUCUUAAGACUACUGAGGUGACAGUUCAAUUCUUUAAAACAAUAAAAUGGAAGCAUAAA